AUGCAUCUCCUCACCGUUCUCAGCCUAGCCCAGCUAGGCCUGGGCACAACCACCCUCAUCCCAACCACCUGCUUCGACUCCUACGCCUCGCUGGAGAAAUACUUCGACUACCUCUACCCGUGGGGCUCCGACCACAACGGCGCAGCCCGCAUGGUCGGCAACUCCACCGACCACGAAUACAUCUCCGUCAACUCCAGCACCUUGACACUGGUCGCAAAGCCCGUGACCGGUCAGCCGCCCACCAGCAGCGGUGUGGCGAUCAACUAUCUCUCCGGAACCGUGUAUGCGGCGCAGACGUUCACCGUAGAAGCAGGCUCGGGAUUCGACAUCCAGGCGGAGUUCCAGGCUCCCACGGAGAAGGGCACCUGGCCUGCCUUUUGGCUGACGGGAGUAGAUUCCUGGCCGCCUGAGAUCGAUCUUGCGGAAUGGAAGGGCACUGGGGAUAUCAGUUUCAAUACGUUCAAUACUUCGUCUGAGGUCGAGGCCGUGAAUGUCGAUUAUCCGUCCCCCGAUGAGUUCCAUACUGUGAGAGGCGAGAUCCGGGAUGAGGAUGGGUCGAACAUCUCGGUCAAGUUUUAUCUCGACGGGGAGCUUGUCACCACGGAAUAUGGCGAGGAUUAUAUUGGCAAGCCGCUGUAUUUGAUCAUUGAUCUCCAGAUGGAGGGAUCGUCUGGAUCGCCUGGUCCAACAACGGACACGUACUACCUGAUCCGGAACUUGUCUUUCGAGCAGAUCUAGGAGGGGUGAUUGAUUGAUGGGAGAAGUUGGGAAGAUAGUAGUAGUAGUAGUUAAUUAGAGGGAGGAGUAGCAGGAGUGACUAGUCCUAAUCCAGUAACAAAUGCAUCCAAGUAUAGCUGACUCAGCGUCUGCACAACCUGUCAUAAUCAC
This is a messenger RNA of Aspergillus heteromorphus CBS 117.55, 888 nucleotides long. Its product is annotated as glycoside hydrolase family 16 protein. Bases 1 to 738 code for a protein of 245 amino acids. NCBI's taxonomy places the organism in Eukaryota, Fungi, Ascomycota, Eurotiomycetes, Eurotiales, Aspergillaceae. Gene Ontology annotation, biological process: glucan catabolic process. Gene Ontology annotation, molecular function: hydrolase activity, hydrolyzing O-glycosyl compounds. The record is from RefSeq and is a predicted model, not a curated record. The transcript has 5 exons.